Molecule: messenger RNA, 4704 nt
Organism: Besnoitia besnoiti
Lineage: Eukaryota; Apicomplexa; Conoidasida; Eucoccidiorida; Sarcocystidae
Product: LsmAD domain-containing protein
Exons: 13
Coding region: 1-4704 (1567 amino acids)
Biological process (GO): cytoplasmic stress granule assembly
Cellular component (GO): cytoplasmic stress granule
Molecular function (GO): RNA binding
Source: RefSeq, a predicted model, not a curated record
AUGGGGAAGCCGGAGCCGCAGCCGCCCGCCGCGGGCGCGGGCGCAGGGGGGCUGCGAUCUGAGCGGGGCGGGAGAAAGUCGCCCUCCGUGGCUGAGAUCAAUGAAAUGCGGAUGAACUACUGCAUGGCAGUCCUCACGGGUCGUGAAGUCCGCGUGAAGUUGGAAAAUGGCGGUCAAGUUCAGGGCCUGUUCCACGCGUAUGAGAAGAAAGAAAGAAAAGACGGCCCAGAGGGCGACUUGGUUCUGUCGUGCGCCAGAGAACUCCCGACGGCGAACCGUUUGAGCGGAGAAGUGAAGCGCCAGCUGCAUCUUCCAGACCGCUCCUUUCUCUCGCUGCACGCCUAUGACGUCCCGCUCGCACCCGCUGCGCCGGCGACCGGUCCGGCGGGCGCCUCGGGCUCCAGUUCUGUCUUCUCGACCCCCGCUGCUUUCGCCUCCGGCGCGGGAGGCUUCCAGACAGACACGCAGAUCAGCUCGCACGGGGGAGGAAAGCGAUUCAUGGAAAGAGGACUCGGUCACGGCCCCUCUGGCGGUGGUCGCGGCGGCGCAGGCUAUCCCCGAGAGCUGCAGAAGUGGGUUGCUGAUGGAGCGGGAUCUUCACGAGGCGACGACGCCCUCGGCGCUCUGGAGCCUUCGGGCGGCUUGGGAGGGCGGCGACUGAGCGGCUCCGCGGGCACGGAGUGGGAUCAGUUCGCUGUGAAUGAGCAGCGCUUCGGAGUCCGCAGUUCCUACAAGGAGGAGCUCUACACGACGAAGCUCGAUCUGGACGCCAUUCCCCUCCAAGUCCAGCAACAAGCCGACAGACUGGCGACUGAAAUGGAGAAGCAGCAACAGGGGGCCCGCGACGCCGCCGUCGACGACGUCAGAGGAGGUGAAGACGAAGAGGCCCUGUUCAGCGCGGUCACAGGCACGGGCGGCUACGCGCAGCACCGGCGCUCGCCGGGAGGCUCUGGAGGCGGGGUCUUGCGAGCGUCGCCGCCGCCGCCCGACAGCGCGGGUGGCGGGGGCGGGCGCGGCUCCACACGCAGUUCUGUGGCUUCCAACAGUCCCCACGCUGCUGGCGGACCCUCGGGGCUGGGAAACAAGUCGGGUGCGGCGAGCGGGUCUGGCGCGGGGGCGGCGCCAGCUGGCGAGCGCGGCGGAGACCGACGCGCGUCUUCUUUCGCGUCGUUGCCGGCGCAAAACUCCACGGGCCAGCGAGGAGACACCAGUCGGGCCUCGGGGAGCGCGGGUUCACCGGGCGGCAAAGGCGCGUCGGGCGGAGGCAUCAGCGGCCACGUCGCCAAAGUCGCGGGCGGCGCCUUGAGGGAGUUGAGAGAAAACCUCGAGAUCGCCGCCAAGGAAAACCAGAGGAAGGAACUCGCCAGAGGCCACGCGCCUGCUGCCGGGGGGCUUCCGGGGCCCAGAGGAGCCGGGGUCACCUCGACUCCUCCUGCACAUAAAGAGCUCCACGAGACCCACAAGAAGAUGCGCAGCAUCCUGGCGUCAGGCUCACCCGGCCGGGCUCCCGCGCUGCAUGAACUCGGAGGCAUCAAUGCGUUGAACUUGGAGCCGGCGCUGCCGAAGCUGGACGACCAGACGCAGGAGGAAUGGCUCAACUUCAAAAACAAGAAGACGCAGCAAGCGCAGCCAGGAGGCGGGGAAACAAAGCGCCGAGAUCGAGCGCAAGAUAAGAACGAAUUUUUAAAUGCGUCGAAAGUUUUCACGCAGCUGCUAGAGAAAAACAAGUCGCCGGGCUCUGCGAGGGGAAGUGGAAACAGCACAAGCGGCGGGCCCUCCCACGAUACCUCGCCCGCGGGGGCAGCCUCGUCCGCUCAAAAUUCGUCGCAGUCUUCAUCGACUUUCGGCACUAAGAAGGGAUUCCAGUUCAACCCUCACGCGAACGCCUUCACCCCGUCAACGCCCUCCCACACAAACCCGGCGGCCCUCCGGGGCCCGCAUGGUGCGGCGGGGGCGGCUGCGUUGCAUGCGAACGCGUAUGGCGCCCAUCGGCCCCACCCUGGAGUCCCAGGAGCGCCGGGGAUGAUGACUGGGUUGCCUCCGCAGCUCGGUCCAGGGGGCAUGGUGGGAGUGCCUGGAGCCGCUGGCGGGCCGCCCGCUGGGCGAGUUAUGGGCCCGUCGCCUGCGUCCGCGAUCCCAGUUGUGGGAUUGCCAGGAGCAGGGGGUGUCCGCGCCGGAGACCCCCCCCACAUGCACACGUCUCUUCCGCAUGCGAACGCCGCUGGGGCGCGUCACCAUCCUCACCAUGCUGCCACCGUGGAUGGGACUGGUACCUCUGCGGUGCACGGCAAGGGUCACCUUGGCGCGGGGAGCGCAGGAGGCCCGAAUGGGCUCGGUGGCCCACAGAUUGCAGGGGCAGGCGUCCCCGGGGUACCGGGGGCCACCGGUGGGGCUGUUGCCCCACACGGCGGCAACACUGGAGGAGCCAACGCUGGCGCCACCGGAGCUGGCGCUCGCGGUCAUCCUCAGGGGGCGACUGGCGGGAACCCGAAUCACGGGGCUCCUCAACACCUGAACCCGGCUGGCGGCAUGGCACUCACCCAGACGCCUCCAGGAGGUUGUGCGCCGCCUCCUGCGCAUCCGUUCGCCGGUCAGCCAGGAGGCCCACCCCCACACGCUGCAGGUUGUUGGCCCGGCGGCAUGGGUGCGGGAGCAUCUAACGAGGGCCUGGUCGCCGGCGUGGUCGUCGCAGGAGGGACAGGCACCGCAGGAGGACUCCCUCCUCCCCAGCAUCCGCAGGCCCCCGGCGGAGUGGCCGGGCCUCACCCCAACCACGCAGCCGGCGGCACGCCUGGAGGCGCCGCAGCGACGGGUCUCAUGGGCCCGGCAGGGGGUGCUGGAGACCCGCAGAACCCAGGUGCCGCGGGGAUGGCAGCAGGUGCUCUGCAAGGAGGCGGCAUGAUGGCCACUGCGGGCCCCGGAGGGGCGUCCGUGAUCCCUGACGGACUUGCGGCCGGAGCGAUGCCAUUUGGAAUGGGUGGAUUCGCAAUCAAUAGCCACAUGGCGCAAAUGAACAUGAUGGGCGGAAAUUUGAUCGGCCAGCCUCCGCCUCCGCCGAGCCAACAGGGCCACCAGAGGCAACACCCUCAUCACCAGCAAGGCCUCAUCGGGAGCGCCAACAUGCGAAUGGGCCCCGGGGGAACGGUCGCUCCGCAUCCCCACGGCGGAGGGCAUCCUAACGGCAACGGGGCGCCGCACUUCGCGCCCUUCCAGCGUCUCUCUGCCUCUAAGGGUGGUAAGGGAGGCCGAGGGUCGUCGGGCAUGCAACGCAACCGCGAUGUUGGGGAGUUCGUGAACUCCCUCAUAAACAAGGCGCGCCAUGAGAAGCUGUCUCAAGUCUCGUCGGAAUGGAUUGGCCUCGGCACUGAUUCAUAUAGAAUGAUUCUUGGACAGAUUCCUCCGACGUCCUUCCCCCCAGCCGCGGCUCUGCCUGCCGCAGCUCUCAGUGCGCCCAUUGCGCCUUUCCCGAUUCUUCACCCGCAGCUUUCGGCGCCGUUGCCAGCUAGCCCGCUGUUCAGCCUCCACCCGCGGCUGCUGUUUCCGGCUGGUCCCCAAGCCUUUUUGCCGGCGGCCGGCGCGCCGCCGCACCCGGGAGCGAUGUCCUACCCUCUGAUGUAUCCGCCUCUCCCUCUCGCUCAGCAUCUGUCCCCGCUUGUCUCUAAUCCGGCUGCCGCCGCCGCUGUCGCGGCAGCCGCGGCGGCUGCAGCUGCGCACCAGCAGGGUCAUGCGUCUCACCCAGGGGGCGGCGCUGGGGCGCAGGCGCCCUUGGCCCCGGGAGCGCCUGGGCAAGCUGCAGGGGCGUUGCCGAACGCCCCGAACCAAACUGGCGGCGUGGUGGGGGCUGCGGGGGCGCUUGGCCCGCCGGCGUUGCCUGCGGGCAACGGGGCCGCCGCGGGAGCCCCGGGCGCAGGGUUUCAGCAGUCCCAGCUACUUGUGCAGCAGCAGGUCCCUUCGGGAGGGGGAGUGCAGCCUCACCAGAGAGGCGUGGGCGCCGUCGCAGGAGUCCCGUGCACGCUCCAGGCGCCCCAGGGGCAGCCGCAGUCCGGGCAACAGCCCCAGCAGACGAUAGUGGGCCUCGCCGCUGGUGCCGCCAUGGGCCAGCCGCUGGCCGCGCAGACAGGGCCCGCUAACUUCGCGGCCAUGGCCGCCGCGCUGGGCCACCCGCACUUCCCAGGAGCUGCAGCCGGCGGCGGCGUCAUGGGCGCCGCGCAUGCUGUUCCGUACGUUCCGCAGCCGCUUGCGGGUCUCGCGGCUGCCGGUCGUCCUCUAGCGUACGCGCCGAUGAUGGCUGCCGGCGCGCAGCAGCCGGGACUUCUUCAUGGAUUCGGGGCGCCGCAGCAGGCAAUUAUGCCCGUUCCGCCGCUGCUGGCGACCCCGGCGGCGACAGCGGGCGUUGCUCACCCCUCGCAGGGCACGCGGGGGGCCUCCGGAGCGCAAACAGGCCCUGCAGAGGCAUCGGCUGCUCCACAGACUCCAGGUGGGUCGAGUGGAGGCGGCGAUACCGCCCCCGCUGCAGGCGUGGGGACCCAGGGGGCUGCAUCCGGGGGGUCUCAGGGCGCCGGGGGGGACGCAGGACCCGGGGGCGCGGGAAGUAGUGGAGAGAACGGCAGCACAGCCACCGGAGCAAGCGGAGGAGGAGGACCAGGCAGCGAAACUGGUGGGGGUUCGGGGAACAGCAGUGGGGGAGGAAAUGCAGCGGAUUGA